AUGGCCGCUUCCAACCUGUCCAUCUGCUCCAAUGACCUGAGCUAUGGCAGCCGGGCCUGUCUGCCUGGGUCCUGUGACUCUUGCACGGACUCCUCCUGGCAGGUGGACGAUUGUCCAGAGAGCUGCUGUGAGCCCUCCUCUGCUGCCCCCAGCUGCUGCCAGUCCACUUGUUGCACCCCUACCACCUGCCUGACCCUUGUCUGUGCCCCAGUGAGCUGUGUGUCCAGCCCCUGCCAGUCAACCUGCACCAGCUCCUGCACGCCCUCAUGCUGCCAGCAGUCUAGCUGCCAGCCCUCCUGCUGCACCUCCUCCCCCUGCCAGCAGGCCUGCUGUGUGCCCGCCUGCUGCACACCUGUCUGCUGCACCUCCUCCCCCUGCCAGCAGGCCUGCUGUGUGCCCGCCUGCUGCACACCCGUCUGCUGCACACCCGUCUGCUGUAAGCCUGUCUGUUGUAGGCCUGUCUGUUGCAAACCUGUUUGCUGCACACCCAUCUGCUGCAAGCCUGUCUGUUCUGGGGCCACCCCCUGCCCAGCCCCUUCGAGCUGCUGCAGACCCUCCUCCUGCUGUGGCCCUGCCUCCUCCUGCCAGCCCAGCUGUUGA
This is a messenger RNA of Myotis lucifugus (little brown bat), 600 nucleotides long. Its product is annotated as keratin-associated protein 10-12-like. The transcript has 2 exons. Bases 1 to 600 code for a protein of 199 amino acids. Lineage: Eukaryota; Metazoa; Chordata; Mammalia; Chiroptera; Vespertilionidae. The record is from RefSeq and is a predicted model, not a curated record.